UAAUUUCGCACUUUGGAAAUGAACAAUCCAGGCGUAGGGCACACACGUUAAUUUGACGCAGCCAGAUCCAUCUCAUCUGAUCAGUCUUCCCUCUUCCUCCGCUCUAUCUCCGCCGCCUAUCGUUGCUCGGUUGAUUGGGUUAGCUGUUCACCUUUUUUUAACGAUGGCUGAUGAUGAGCCUGUAGAUCCUAAAAAGGAACUCGAAGAUCGGUGCAAGGCUCCAUGCACACGGCCACUAAAAGAAUAUCAGGCAUGUGCUAAAAGAAUUCAAGGUGAUGAAUCGGGGCAUAAGCACUGCACGGGACAAUACUUUGACUAUUGGCGCUGUGUUGACAAAUGUGUUGCGACUAAGCUAUUUACACAUCUUAAAUAACAGAAGAAUACCCACAUUGGCAUUCAUCCUGAUUAUCCUCUUUUGUCUCAAAAGGACCCGGCACUUCAAUUUUAUUGUGUUCUUGUUGUGAACAGAUAUUCUCUCCAAGGCAAGUCCUUGGCCACAUGGAGUUUUGAGUUUCGGAGAAAUAAGAAUUUCGGAAUUGGGACAAAUAUGCUUUUGCAAGUUGAAUUUGUGGUUGCAGUUGCUUGUUAUCAAAUAAUUCAGCUAAUUUUCUACUGAA
Messenger RNA from Salvia hispanica, 617 nucleotides. Its product is annotated as cytochrome b-c1 complex subunit 6-1, mitochondrial-like. Gene Ontology annotation, biological process: mitochondrial electron transport, ubiquinol to cytochrome c. Lineage: Eukaryota; Viridiplantae; Streptophyta; Magnoliopsida; Lamiales; Lamiaceae. Gene Ontology annotation, cellular component: respiratory chain complex III. The record is from RefSeq and is a predicted model, not a curated record.